GUGCAUCGAAAUUUUAUUUCGUUGAAUUACAAUGUCUGCUAAAAGUUUUUCAUCGACCGGCAGACGUGCAGGACCAAGCAGACAGAGCCAGUACUCCAAAAUUUCCCAAGACUCUUUCUGCUCCAACGUAACGUUUGUUGACAUCGAGGAAGAAUUUCUCCAGGCCGCAGAGUUUGGCGACAUCCAUCACAUGUGCAGGAUAUUGAAAGAGCAUCCUGAGCUGGACACUGAAUGCAGUGAUGCACUUGGACGGACUGCUCUCAGAAUGGCGGUCAAGAAUGAACACUUGGAGAUUGUAGAAUUUCUAUUAGAGAGGUCAUCUCGUCACCACAUCUAUGAGGCAGUGCUACAAGCCAUCAGUGCCGGACACACGCAGAUCGCGGAUACUAUACUGAAACACAAGAGAUACUUGGAGAUGUGGAAAGAGAAAAGAAAGUUAGGAGCGACAGAUGAUUUCUACAAAACAGCGUAUCCAGAUUCUCAGUUCUCACCUGAUCUAACUCCUUUGAUAUUAGCGUCACAGAAGAAUCAAUAUGAAAUUGUUCAACUUCUGUUACUUCGAGGUGAAACCAUCAUAAAACCUCACAAAUUCAGUUGCGAUUGCCAGGAAUGUCAGAAUAAAAUCAAGUUUGACCAGCUUCGUCUGGCCAAGUACAGAUUAAAUGCUUACAAAGGACUUGCCAGUGAGGCUUACAUUUCAUUGUCUAGUAAAGAUCCAAUUUUGACUGCCUUUGAAUUGGCCGCUGAACUCAGGAGAUUGUCUAGUGUAGAGAAACAUUUCAAGCGUGAGUACAGAGACCUGGCUGACCAACUGAGUGACUAUGUGGUCAAACUACUGGACAGAAUCAGGUCACAGAAAGAACUGGAACUGGUUCUCAACAAAACAGGGAAACCUCUGCAAGAAAAAUUUGAUAGUUUGGCGAGAUUUAAACUGGCUUUAAAAUAUAAAGAGAAAAAGUUCAUUGCACACCCAAGUUGUCAACAAAGACUGAUCAGAAGCUGGUACCAUGGGGUCGGGAAACUGGAGCGUGCCAGCUGGCCAGCACGUCUACUUCUGCUGUUACUGUUUGUUAUGACGUAUCCAGUCCUGGUCCUUCUUCACGUCCUGUUUCCUAACAGCAAGGCAGCAAAAAUUUUGCAAUUUCCUUUCGUGAAGUUCACGUGUCACGCCGUGUCCUUCACCUUGUUCCUGGCCCUCAUUAUAGUCUCCACCUGGGAGUCAUCACAGAGCGUCAGUAAAUACAUUACCUUUAGAAGUACUUAUAACAGGACAUACUUUGCCAGAUAUUCACAUCUCAUAGAACAAUGUGAUGACAGUUUGUACGGAGAAGAUUUUCCUUUGAGGCCAAGUCUACCAAGUGUCACUGAUAUCCUGCUGACAUUAUGGAUCAUAGGAAUGGUGUGCCAAGAGUGUCACCAGCUCUACCAGUCAGGACUUAGAGAACACAUUAGUCUGUACAAUCUGAUGGACUUCAUGUUACUGUGUGCUUACAUUGCGACCCUGUCACUGCGAUACUGGACAAUGUACAAAUUCUACCAAGCUUUGGAUGUCCUGAAAAGUGGAUCCGAAUCGUGUUCAGAUAUUCGAAGCAUAUAUUGGCUUAAUACAGAUCGCAUCCGUUGGUUGCCCACAGAUCCUAUUAAUGUCUCAGAGAGUUUGUUUGCUCUGGCAAAUAUCAUGAGCUUCUUCCGUAUUUCCUAUCUCUUGCCAGCCAAUGGAAUUCUGGGACCUUUGCAAAUCUCACUGGGACGAAUGUUAAAGGACAUCGCUAAGUUUGGCGUUUUGUUUGUCCUGGUCAUCUUUGCCUUUAUGUUGGGUCUUCACAACCUCUACUGGUACUACAGCGACAGGAAAGACAUAGAGCUGAACAAAACCUGGCAUCCGGCGGACGUGAAGGCUGAGAAACACUUUGGAGACGUAUUAGCGACAUUUCGCACGGUCUUCUGGGCCAUGUUUGGGCGCGGGGAGCGCACUGUCGUUGAACUAGGGGAGUACAACGCCCUGACAGAGGACAUUGGCUACUUUAUCUACGGCGCCUACAACGUUGCUAUGGUGACGGUGCUGUUGAACAUGUUGAUCGCUAUGAUGACCAGGUCGUUCACGCGGAUAGCGGAGGACUCUGACAGAGAGUGGAAGUUUGCCCGUAGCACACUGUAUAUGGACUACAUCGGACAUGGGUCAACACUGCCCCCACCACUAAAUCUAUUGACUGUACCCAAAGCCAUAGUAAAGAUCAUCACUGACACAUGUGAGGAGGAGCAACACACAGUUCCAUCAGCUCCUGUAAUAGAACAAGAAGAGUCCAGCGUGUUGAGCAUAUUUCCAACAUUCAGACACGACGUCAAAGAAAAAACUCUUGGAAAAAUCAUCCAGAAAGAGUUACAGACGAUGUCGCCUACGCUGGACGAAGGCACUGACCUUCCAGUCUCUUAUGAACCGUCUCCCAACAUAGCCAGACGUCUUCAACUGGUCAACAUGCUUGAAGAAUCAGAGAAACUCACCUACCAGCAAACGAUGCAAAGGAUUGUCCAGAGAUACAUAUUUGAUAUUCAGAGAGAAGCAGAAGUGACAGAAGAUGACUUUGAGGAGAUCAAGAAAGACAUUUCAAGAUUUAGAUUCGAUCUGGACAAUCAGCUUGUACUGUCCGCCAGUGUCCAGGAAGAACUUAAACAACGGAUUCUUGAAGUGAGAAAAGAAUUUCAGAAACUUACUCAAGACUGUAAAUUGACAAAAGGGAAGUAAGCAAAUGAAACUAUCUACGCAAGGAAGAUAACCAUUAAAAAUAUAAACUUCACAUUAAGA
Messenger RNA from Biomphalaria glabrata, 2803 nucleotides. RefSeq names its product short transient receptor potential channel 7-like. The transcript is spliced from 20 exons. The record is from RefSeq and is a predicted model, not a curated record. NCBI's taxonomy places the organism in Eukaryota, Metazoa, Mollusca, Gastropoda, Planorbidae. The coding region runs from base 32 to 2743 and encodes 903 amino acids. Gene Ontology annotation, molecular function: inositol 1,4,5 trisphosphate binding; store-operated calcium channel activity; protein binding. Gene Ontology annotation, cellular component: membrane; cation channel complex. Gene Ontology annotation, biological process: calcium ion transmembrane transport; manganese ion transport; regulation of cytosolic calcium ion concentration.